Molecule: messenger RNA, 2103 nt
Organism: Helianthus annuus (common sunflower)
Lineage: Eukaryota; Viridiplantae; Streptophyta; Magnoliopsida; Asterales; Asteraceae
Product: DNA repair protein RadA
Exons: 15
Coding region: 266-1996 (576 amino acids)
Biological process (GO): recombinational repair
Molecular function (GO): ATP binding; damaged DNA binding; ATP-dependent DNA damage sensor activity
Source: RefSeq, a predicted model, not a curated record
ACAAACCAAAUUGCUAAUGACCAAACUCCUAGCGUGGAGAAAAAAACCGACCACACUUAACCUAGUUGUACAAUAUUUGAUGGUAUCUUUCGGAAAUUCGGAUUUGAUAAAGAUAUUCUAUAAAAACUGAUGCAAUUUCUUUCCCCAAUUUCUUCUAACAAUGUCGUCCUUUUUGAAAUUCGCGCGUCAUGUUUCCCAAAACCCUUCCCGUAAACCCUAAAACCCCCCUAAAUUUCAAAAUCUGUAUCCUCUGCUCUGCAUAAAGAUGGUACCAUUACAAACCCUUUACGCCCGGACCCACUUUCGCAACUUACAAAUUCACAAACUUUAUCGAUCUUUUCACUCCACAAAGCAUCUUUACAAAGAACCCAUCACAGUCUCAACAGUUUAUGAUCCUGUAACCGGUUGUAUGGUGACAAAAUCGAAUGAGGAACCGGAUAAACAACGGGGUGAAAGACUAUUGAAUUCUGAUUAUGCUGAUGCUUUUAAAGAUGAUAGGUCUUAUGGGAGUGUUAUGAAGGGGUUUGGGGGUGGGAAAAAGAAGAGUAAGAGUAAGAGUGUUUGGGUUUGUUCUGAAUGUGGGUAUUCGGAUGGGCAGUGGUGGGGGUAUUGUAGGGAGUGUAAGAGUGUUAAUACUAUGAAGGAGUUGGUGGAUGUUGUUGAUAGUGGUGGUGGUAAGACUAAUGGCUUUCAGAUGUCUGAGAAGUUAGUGCAGUCUUGGUUGCCCAAACGGGCUGGAGAGGCUGUUCCAUUACGCUUGACGGAUGUUAACCGUGGGGUUAACCAUUCGGAUUGGCGGUUUCCUUUAUCUGGACUAUUUGGAGAUGAAGUUUCUAGGGUUCUUGGUGGUGGUCUAGUACCAGGUUCUUUGGUUUUGGUUGGUGGUGAUCCAGGUGUUGGGAAGAGUACACUAAUGUUACAGAUUGCAGCAAUUAUAGCAGAAGGAAAAGAAAUCGGUAAACCAGCGCCAGUACUUUAUGUUUCAGGUGAAGAGAGUGUAGAGCAAAUUGGAAACAGAGCAGAUCGUAUGGAAAUCAGCACAGAUGAAUUGUUCCUAUAUUCAAGUACCGACAUAGAGGAUAUUUUGGUAAAGGCUCAAGCUCUCUCUCCACGUGCUCUAAUAAUCGAUUCUAUUCAGACGGUGCAUCUAGCAGGAGUUACUGGUAGUGCUGGUGGUAUCUACCAGGUUAAAGAAUGCACUGCUGCCUUGCUUCGUUUUGCUAAGAAGACAGACGUACCUGUGUUCUUGAUUGGGCACGUAACAAAGUCAGGAGACAUAGCUGGACCUCGUGUCUUGGAGCAUAUUGUUGACGCUGUUUUAUAUAUGGAGGGAGAGCAGUAUUCAUCGCAUCGUCUUCUUCGUGCAUUCAAGAACCGUUUUGGCUCCACGGAUGAGCUUGGAGUGUUUGAAAUGUCGCCAUGUGGACUAAAAGCUGUCAAGAAUCCCAGUGAGAUUUUUUUGAGUGAGGAACGCUCAGAUUCAGAAUUCUUGGCAGGUCUUGCAACUGCUGUAAUUAUGGAUGGAUCCCGCACAUUCGUCAUAGAAAUUCAGGCGCUAUGUGCAACAGGGUCCUCGCUUUCUAGGCAAGUGAAUGGUGUUCAAGCAGGCAGAGCUGAUAUGAUUAUUGCUGUUCUUAUGAAGCAAGCCGGUCUCAAGCUUCAGUCAAAUGCGAUCUUCUUGAAUGUUGUUAGUGGGGCUAGUCUAACUGAAACUGCUGGUGAUCUGGCAGUUGCAGCAGCAAUAUGUAGUAGUUUUCUGGAGUUUCCUAUCCCUAGCAACAUGGCGUUCAUUGGAGAAGUUGGGCUUGGUGGUGAGCUUCGUAUGGUACCAAAAAUGGAGAAGAGGGUGGGUACAUUGGCAAAACUGGGGUAUAAAAAGUGUGUUGUGCCGGAACCUGCUGCGAAAUUGUUGAGGGGAUUAGAUUUUGGAGAAUUUGAGCUUUUGGGGUGUCAAACUCUAAAAGAUGUUAUUAACAGCGUCUUUAUAACAAGUUGAGAGCUUCUUUUUGGAUCAUAUCCGUUUGAAUACUCUGUUAACAAACUUGUAAUAUCUUUAACAAGACAAUGUGGUUGAUCUUUUAAAAUCCAACUAUUUUGUUCCAA